GAGAAACCGUAUAUAUGUAAGGAAUGUGGGAAGGCCUUUGCUGGAGCCUCAGGACUUAGUGCACAUAGGAGAAUUCACACUGGAGUGAAACCAUAUAUAUGUAAGGAAUGUGGAAAGGCCUUUGCUUUGGCCUCAAGACUUAGUGAACAUUGGAAAAUUCACACUGGAGAGAGACCCUAUGACUGUAAGGAAUGUGGAAAGGCCUUUAUUUUGGCCUCAAAACUUAGUGUACAUAGGAGAAUUCACACUGGAGAGAAACCGUAUAUAUGUAAGGAAUGUGGGAAGUCCUUUGCUAAAUCCUCAAAGCUUAGUGUACAUAGGAGAAUUCACACUGGAGAGAAACCGUAUAUAUGUAAGGAAUGUGGGAAGUCCUUUGCUGAAUCCUCAAAGCUUAGUGUACAUAGGAGAAUUCACACUGGAGAGAAACCGUAUAUAUGUAAGGAAUGUGGGAAGUCCUUUGCUAAAUCCUCAAAGCUUAUUGUACAUAGGAGAAUUCACACUGGAGAGAAACCGUAUAUAUGUAAGGAAUGUGGGAAGUCCUUUGCUGAAUCCUCAAAGCUUAGUGUACAUAGGAGAAUUCACACUGGAGAGAAACCGUAUAUAUGUAAGGAAUGUGGGAAGUCCUUUGCUGUAUCCUCAAACCUUAGUGUACAUAGGAGAAUUCACACUGGAGAGAAACCGUAUAUAUGUAAGGAAUGUGGGAAGUCCUUUGCUGAAGCCUCAAGCCUUCGUGUACAUAGGAGAAUUCACACUGGAGAGAAACCGUAUAUAUGUAAGGAAUGUGGGAAGGCCUUUGCUAGAGCCUCAAAACUUACUGUACAUAGGAGAAUUCACACUGGAGAGAAACCAUAUAUAUGUAAGGAAUGUGGAAAGGCCUUUGCUACAGCCUCAAGCCUUAAUGUACAUAGGAGAAUUCACACUGGAGAGAAACCGUAUAUAUGUAAUGAAUGUGGAAAGGCCUUUGCUUUGGCCUCAAGACUUAGUGAACAUUGGAAAAUUCACACUGGAGAGAGACCCUAUGUUUGUAAGGAAUGUGGAAAGGCCUUUAUUUUGGCCUCAAGACUUAGUGUACAUAGGAGAAUUCACACUGGAGAGAAACCGUAUAUAUGUAAGGAAUGUGGGAAGGCCUUUGCUCAAUCCUCAAGCCUUACUAUACAUAGGAGAAUUCACACUGGAGAGAAACCGUAUAUA
Messenger RNA from Sorex fumeus (smoky shrew), 1191 nucleotides. Its product is annotated as zinc finger protein 420-like. NCBI's taxonomy places the organism in Eukaryota, Metazoa, Chordata, Mammalia, Eulipotyphla, Soricidae. The annotation marks the transcript as partial. The transcript has a single exon. Gene Ontology annotation, molecular function: DNA-binding transcription repressor activity, RNA polymerase II-specific. Gene Ontology annotation, biological process: negative regulation of transcription by RNA polymerase II. The record is from RefSeq and is a predicted model, not a curated record.